AUGCAUCCUCAAGUGGUCAUCUUAAGCCUCAUCCUACAUCUGGCAGAUUCUGUAGCUGGGUCUGUAAAUGUUGUUGGAGUGGCAGGUCUACCUAUCACACUGCCCUGCCGCUACAACGGAGCUGUCACAUCCAUGUGCUGGAAUAGAGGCACAUGUUCUGUUUUCUCAUGCCCAGAUGGCAUUGUUUGGACCAAUGGAACCCACGUCACCUAUCAGAAGGAGACGCGCUAUAAGCUAUUGAGGAACCUUUCACGCAGGGAUGUCUCUUUGACUAUAGAAAAUACAGCUGUGUCUGACAGUGGCACAUAUUGUUGCCGUGUUCAGCACAGAGGGUGGUUCAAUGACAUGAAAAUCACCAUAUCAUUGAAGAUUGUGCCACCCAGGGUCACGACUACUCCAAUUGUCACAACUAUUCGAACAAGCACCACUGUUCCAACGACAACGACCCUUCCAACAACAACUCUUCCAAGGACAACGACCCUUCCAACGACAACGACUCUUCCAACGACAACGACCCUUCCAACGACAACAACUCUUCCAACGACAACGAUCCUUCCAACGACAACAACUCUUCCAACGACAACGACCCUUCCAACGACAACGGCUCUUCCAAUGACAACGACGGUCACUACCUUUGUUCCUCCAACGCCAUUGUCCAUGCAGAACCAUGAACCAGUAGCCACUUCACCAUCUUCAUCUCAGCCAGCAGAAACCCACCCUAUGACACCGCUGGGAGCAACAAGGACACAACCCACCAGCUCACCAUUGAACUCUUACACAACAGAUGGGAGUGACACCGUGACAGAGUCUUCAGAUGGCCUUUGGAAUAACAAUCAAACUCAAUUGUCCCCAGAACAUAAUCCACAGAUGGUCACCACCACUGAAGGAAUCUAUGCUGGAGUCUGUAUUUCUGUCUUGGUGCUUCUUGCUGUUUUGGGUGUCGUCAUUGCCAAAAUGUUUCAUUUAGCAGCCAUCAAAUUAAAACUUUGCAAAAUGCAGUUAAAAAGGAAGUCCAAGCAGAAGACAAUAUCUACAUUGAGAAUAAUCUUUAUGCCAUGAACCAAGACCCAGUGGUGCUCUUUGAGAGUUUACGCCCAUGACUGCAGAAGACAACAUAUCGGACGUCUUUUAGACUCCAAGACAAUUUUUCUGUUUCAGUUUCAUCUGGCAUUCCAACAUGUCAGUGACACUGGGUAG
Messenger RNA from Piliocolobus tephrosceles (Ugandan red Colobus), 1197 nucleotides. RefSeq names its product hepatitis A virus cellular receptor 1 (gene HAVCR1). Gene Ontology annotation, biological process: positive regulation of mast cell activation; phagocytosis, engulfment. Lineage: Eukaryota; Metazoa; Chordata; Mammalia; Primates; Cercopithecidae. Gene Ontology annotation, cellular component: cell surface. The record is from RefSeq and is a predicted model, not a curated record. Gene Ontology annotation, molecular function: phosphatidylserine binding; virus receptor activity.